CACUCCGCAUGGGAGUAAAAGCCCCGUCACCAAACCACUCACCACGUGACAUCGUUUGAACUAAUACCAACGAUCUCUGCUAUAAAGUGGCCUACUCAACCCAGCAUUAGAUUUCCCUCUUCUCCCACCCAAAUCUUCCUCCUGGCAGUGCAUGGGAGCUGUUGCCGUUGCUGCUGCUUUCUCUUCUCCUUCAUCAUUCCUCCUCCCUCACUGCUGUCUACAGCCAGUCCGAGGAACCCUGCUGCCUCCUUUGUUUCGCUGAUGGAACCUCCUUUAGCUGCCAUUCCUCUGCUGCUGACUGUUUACCGACUGUUCUUGCUGUUUCUUGGAGUGGAGGGGAGUGUGUUCACGUUCGUCAACAAGUGCGGGGAAACGGUUUGGCCGGGGAUCUUGUCCAACGCCGGCAGCCCGCAGCUGGAGUCCACCGGAUUUGAGCUCCCUGUCGCGUCGUCUCGCUCCUUCCAGGCCCCCACCGGAUGGUCCGGCCGGUUCUGGGCGCGGACCGGCUGCUCCGCUUCUGCCGUCGGCGGCGGCGGCGCCUGGUCCUGUGCCACCGGCGACUGCGGGUCCGGUCAGGUGGAGUGCAACGGCGCGGGCGCGGCCCCGCCCGCGACGCUCGCGGAGUUCACCCUCGCGCCAUCGUCGGCGGGGCGGGACUUCUACGACGUCAGCCUGGUGGACGGCUACAACCUGCCGAUGGUGGUGGCGGCGAGCGCGGGGGCGUGCGCGGCCACGGGGUGCGUCGUGGACCUGAACCGGAUGUGCCCCGCGGAGCUGCGGGCCGCGGAGGGGGAGGCGUGCCGGAGCGCCUGCGAGGCGUUCGGGACGCCGGAGUACUGCUGCAGCGGGGCGUUCGCCAGUCCGGCGACGUGCCAGCCGUCGGCGUACUCGCAGAUGUUCAAGGCGGCGUGCCCCAAGUCGUACAGCUACGCGUUCGACGAUCCCACCAGCACCUUCACCUGCGCCGGCGGAGCUGACUACACCAUCACAUUCUGCCCAGAGUCAGCACCAAGCAGUCAGAAAGCAUCGACAGACUCCUACAGUAGUCCAACUCCAUACACAACUGCGACAUCGACGCCUACAGCAACCGGCGGGCUGAUGCUGGAAGACGACUCCUGGCUUGCAAGCAUGGCGACCGGCGACGCAAACACCGCGAGGAGGGCCGUCCCUUUCCUGCGCCAAGCCUUAUUCAUUGUAGCCACCGCAAUGGCCUGUACACUACUUGUGCGAUAGCACAACGUGAAUGCUUGAUUCGAUUCCACGCCC
This is a messenger RNA of Musa acuminata AAA Group (dessert banana), 1266 nucleotides long. Its product is annotated as thaumatin-like protein 1. Gene Ontology annotation, biological process: defense response. The coding region runs from base 262 to 1233 and encodes 323 amino acids. The transcript has 3 exons. NCBI's taxonomy places the organism in Eukaryota, Viridiplantae, Streptophyta, Magnoliopsida, Zingiberales, Musaceae. Gene Ontology annotation, cellular component: extracellular region. The record is from RefSeq and is a predicted model, not a curated record.